GGCCGGGGGCGCUGGGCUCGUCGCUGAGGCCGCGGACGCCAAAGGAGGAAGCUCGGCAGCUGGAGCGUCCCCUGGGGACACGCAGCGGCCCGGACUCCGCGGCUCCGGUGGGCGCCGUCAGGCCUCUUCUGCCCUACCCCCCGAUCUUCCCGGUGACCCCAGCCGAGCGCCCGAGCGCAGCGGGGCGCUGUGGCCCGGGGCGAACCAGGCCGGCCGGCCGGCCGCGCCGCCCGCCGCCAUGGAGCCCGGGCCCGCCGCGCCGCGGCCUCGCUUGUGCGACUCUCUCGGCGCGGACCAGACACCCUCGGCCUCUACGCUGAACGCGGACCGGGCCGAGGCUCGGCCAGCUGGGCGCCUUGCUCCCGCAGUGGCUGCGGUGUUGCCGGCGGGGGGUAGUGGGGAGCGCAUGGGCGUCCCCACCCCGAAGCAGUUCUGCCCCGUCCUGGAGAGGCCGCUCAUCAGCUACACGCUGCAGGCCCUGGAGAGAGUAUGUUGGAUAAAGGACAUUGUUGUUGCAGUAACUGGAGAGAACAUGGAAGCAAUGAAGGGUAUCAUUCAGAAGUACCAGCAUCAACGCAUCUCACUGGUUGAAGCUGGAGUGACCCGUCACAGGUCAAUUUUCAAUGGACUCAAAGCACUGGCAGAGGACCAGCCUGACUCUAAACUGUCUAAGCCAGAAGUUGUGAUAAUCCAUGAUGCUGUGAGACCAUUUGUUGAAGAAGAUGUCCUUCUUAAGGUUGUCACAGCUGCUAAGGAAUAUGGGGCAGCAGGAGCAAUUCGACCUCUUGUAUCUACUGUAAUCAGUCCAUCUGCUGAUGGUUGCUUAGACCAUUCACUGGAACGUGCCAGACACAGAGCAAGUGAAAUGCCACAGGCUUUUCUAUUUGAUGUGAUCUAUGAAGCAUAUCAGCAGUGUAGUGACUAUGACUUGGAAUUUGGAACUGAAUGUUUACAGUUGGCUCUAAAAUAUGGUCACAUUAAAGCCAAACUUGUGGAAGGAUCACCUGACCUCUGGAAGGUGACCUACAAACGAGAUCUGUAUGCAGCUGAAUCGAUUAUUAAGGAAAGAAUUUCACAGCACAUAUGCCUGGUUAUGGACACAAAAGAUGAGAAUCAUGUAGGUCAUCGUCUUGAAGAAGUACUAAAAGACGAAUUAAAUCAUGUAAAAGUCAUGUCUCGACUUCCAUGUCACGCUGGCAGAGGUCUUGAUCAAAUCAUGUCAGAGCAGUGCUACAGUUACGUUUGCGUGAAUGUUAUGAGCUCUGAUUUUGAGGAAAUCCGGAAGUUAGUGAAUAUGCUGGAAGAGAGUAAUCUUUCCACUUUAUAUCCUGUUGUUGUUAUUUCAGUGUAUUUUCUUGAUUAUAAAUCAGUACCUUUUGAUCAGAAAAUGGAAAACCUAAUACAGAUUAGGGAAUAUGCAAAGGAAGUGAAAAAAAGAAAUAUUUUAUUAUGUGGUCUUCUUAUAUAUUAUCCACAGGACGAGCAGAAGCUACAGGAAAGUUUAAGGCAAGGUGCUACGAUUAUUGCCACCUUAAUCAAAGAAAGAAAUUCUGGACUUGUUGGUCAGCUCCUGGUAGCAUGAAGAACACAGAGAUAAUUACUUAUUGGGUUUUAGAAACAUUUAUCUAGGUAUCUCUGCUGUGCUCCCUCCCUAUUAUAUGUAGUGGCAUGUUUAUAUUGUCUUUUAUGUCUCAUAAUUGAUGGGAUGUGAUGUUUGGGUUAAAAAAGUGGAUCAUUGUUUAUAUCUGUGAAAUAAAAAUAUACUUUUGUGCAUGUCAAAUAUAAAUCGAAUCAGAAAAUAGAUAAAUGGAAAGUAAUUUCUUUCACAUAAUCUUUGCACAAAAGCAUAAAAGAUUGAAUAGAAAUAAUGAUGGCUGAGCUAAUCAUCCUCGAAACGAGAAUUCAGAAAACAACCAUGAUCUUAUCUCUGUGUUAAUUAGCAAAUCACAUUGUCUUGAUACUAAAAGAUAUGACUUAGAAUUAUUCUUAAUACUAAAAUUGUCCUCUUUCCAUGUGAUAUUUUAACCUGUAUUCUAAUUUUCCACACCUUAAAAAAUAAAUAAAAGAGGAGAUAACAGGGAACUCUGGUUGAGAUAUUUUCACCGUUGGGCCCACAUUACUCUAGGUCCAUAAAGAAGAUGUAAUCCUCUCCUACUUUCUGUUUUAAAAUCAUAUGUUUUCCUUGGUUUAUGAAAAAUAAUUUUGACUUACUUUGAAUGGUCUCUGAUUUUUCUGGAUACACUUAAAAGAAGACUGGAAAUCCCCAUGAAAGUGAAAUUAUUUUGGUCAAUCCCAAAUUAGUCUUUUUUGAAAAGGAGGGAGUCAUUGCAUCUUCAAGAAUUAAAUUAUUUUUUGAUACAGAUACUGCUGUUGUUUAAAAUCAAGUUUUCAAUCUUUCAAAUUUCCCCUGGUAUAUACACCUUAAAUGUGUAAAUGAUUUUCCCUAAAACUAAAUUUUACAAUUAUGUACAUCCAAUCAUUAGAGAUAACUUUUAUUCUAUAUUUACAUUUACUUUAUAAAACACAUUAGAUCAGAUUCCAAGACUUAGGUUACAUGUGGAAACUAUAAAAGCUGCAGGAGAUGUUAUCUUAUCAGUUGAAGAUCGACUGUGAAAUACCUACCUUAAGGAAUUUCUUCUUAACAAGUUGGAUGAUUUUCUCUAUUUUUCUCAAGGAUCUAUUUUGGUGGGAGAGUUGAUGUUUUACAUUUCAGUAAUAGUAGAAUAUAAUGGACCUGGAGUUAUUACUAUAAUUCAUUCUCUUAAAUGAAAUGUAUUGUUUCAGUGUAGCUUGGAUGUAAAUUUCUGGGCUUGCCACUUUUUUCCUCUCUCUCUAGGGAUGUUAAGAAAUAUAAAAUAAAUGAUAUAAUUCAAAUUCUUGAGGAUGAAAAUAUAUGGAUAAUGUGUAGAUUUUUGGUUAGAAUGCCUAUGUCAUUGUUAAGGUGGUGGGUUGGCUGUGUUGCGAAAGGUUCACACCUGCACCUUUUUAAGUCUUCAGGUGAAAAUGUUUUAAGAAUUUGGAAGUGCUUAUAAAGGCAAAUAGGGAAAUGUUAUCAGGGUUUUAAAGAGAAAGUGCCUUUGAGUAAAAGGCAAGAAUCGGCCUAUCUAUGACACAGCAAAACUAUUCUAUCGAUUGAGUGCUAGUUAAGUUACCUUAGAUUCCAACUUAUUUAUGGACUGUUAUGCAAGAUGAAAAUUUAUCUAGGAGCAAUGACUGUGAGUUUACCCUAGGCAAUUGGAAUAGUGUAAUGAAGUUUUAGUUAAUAUUAAAUUGUGCAUGAAAUAAUUACCAUCAUCAUCAUCACCUUAUCAUAGCAUUCAAUCUUUUUCUUUACAGUUUAUAAAGUGAUUCACAGCUUUGAAAAUAAUUUAAAGAAGUCUUCUCACAUCCUUGACUGCUUAGAUGGAACUGGAGGUUCAGGGAUCUUUAACUGCCUUGUCCACAGCCAUGGGGCUGCGUAGUGACAAAAAGUAGGGAUUAAACUCAGGACCACUCAUAGUAAGUUUCAAGCUCAUCUCCCUGUUUAAUCAUAUUGCUGGCAAAGGACAUCCAGCCGAAAAGCUAUGGGAAGUAAGCCAGAGGCUCCAAAUGUGCAUUGGAGGAAUGGAUAAGGAGGGACAGAUCAUCCCAAUGACCAGAGGAAAGUCCUGAACUUUUGGCUUUCUAGCCAUCUUUCCAACAUAGACUAAUUGGUAAUUAUACCUAGAGGUGAAGGGAAUGGAGAGAAGUAUUAGCCAAGAGAGAAAGAUAAACUGAUUGUUUUUAUUGUUUAAGAGAUCCAGAGGCAAACUUUAUAGUUACAUUUUCAUCACUGCUUCUGUAAACUUAAUUACUUUCAUGGGAACUGUCUUUUUUUCACUUCAUUUUCCCAAAUAUCGUUAAAAAUAAUAGUAAUUUAUGCUUCAGGGGUGUGCAUUGUCUUCUACCUGUGGAAAGUUCUGUGGAAAGACUCUUUUUUCUAAAUGUUUGCUAAUUGAGUGCAAUUUAAUUAGCCUUUUAAAGAAUUUAACAGUGUGUUCAAUGGUUUGGUUAAUGACAUACUGGUAAGAGGUAUAAAUUUUUUAAAACCGCUCAGUUUGAGAGAUAACUUGUUGCAAGUAUAUGAAUUUACAGGUAAGAAUUAGACUUCUGUAUUCCACUCAGAGCCAUUCUUUCUGUGGUCACUUUAAGCGAUUUGCAUUGGCUCAACAGGUAAACUUUCACUUUCAUACUGGAUCUUUAGCACUAUAAAACUUUACUAUGUAUAAAUACAAUGAUCAUUUUAUAAAAAUUACAAUGCAGUAAAACAUUUUCUUAUAUUAAAUCUUCACAUUUUAUUUCCUUUUAAUAUUGAAACUACUUAGGCCAAGGAAAAAUAAGUAAUAGUUUAAGUGUUAAAGCCAUUUUGAUGAAGAAAGAUUGAAUUUUAAAAGUUUAAUUCAAAAAUAAACAGAAUAAAUGAAAAAUACUUAUCAUGUUGGGUUUUAUUAGUAUGGUUUAAAAUAAGUCAGAACUGGCUGUGUGAGGUGCCUGGGGUACUGUACCAUUUUAUAUGUUCUUGUACAUUUUUAGUUUCAAAAUUGUGAAAAAUGUACAUAUUUUUUUAAAUGACAGCAACACUAUUCAAGAUUUUCAAUAUAUUCUCUUUAUAAAGCAAAAUAUGUGUUUGAUAAAUAACUAAGUGGUUGGUAUUUUAAUAUCCAAUGGCAGUUAUCAUUGAUAUUUAGUGUAUAUAUACAUAUUUUUAAAACUAACUCAAUUACAAUUGAAUAAAUAUAACAUUUACUCCCAGAAAAUAACAGUGAUGUUUUAUUUUAUAGAAUUUGAGAUCCAGAUUUAUUAUUCUGUAAAAUAUAUUAAAAAUGUGCAAAAUCUGAAGUCUCAGGUUUUUUUUUCUUCUUUCCCUCAUAUUUAGCAGGUUUCCUAGCAAUUAAAAUGGCUGCUGAGAAUAUAAAAGCUAUAUUCAGUCACAGUGGAAUGGAGUACUGUGAUUACUUAACAGUGUCUGCAUGGGGGUAGUGAAUUGAAUUUGGUUCAGAAAUAUUCUUUCUUUCCACUUAGCUUCCAUAGGAGGAAUAUAUGUGCACACCUUGACUUUGGGAUUCACCGUGUAAGCUGCUCUGACCAGCAGAGUGAGGCACAAGUGGCUUGUGUAUGCUUGAGACUAGACUUAAGAGACUUUGCAUGUUGCCACUUGCUCAGUUCCGCUCUUGCUCCCACCAUGAGAUGAACAUGUCCUACCUGGCCUGGUGUCUCCAAAGGAAAACAAAAGCCCAGAUCAGCUGAUGUCCAGAUAAUCAACAAAUGGAUGAAGAGGCCCGGCUGAGAGCAGCAGGGUUCCCCAGGCCAGUUCAGGUGACCUCCACCAGACAGUUUUCCCCUCAAUAUUCUUGAAACUUCUCUCAAGGGGAGCAUUUUUUUUUUCUUCACCGUUUAUGUGGUACAUGCUCUCUGAACAAUAUUUGGCGGUGCAAUAUUUGGAGGGACUUCCAUAUGCCUGAGUCUUGAGCUAGAAGAAAAGGAUUUAGGAACUUGACCUCUUGCAUCUGAAAGAUUGCCAAGAUCUUGCUUAAAGCAUACCAACCUACAUUAAUCCCUGCUGAAAGUAUCAUGCAAGAUUUCAUCUUCCUUUUAAAUUAAGCAUAUCUUACCAGUCAUCUCUUUCUGCCAUGCAAUGACUAUGUACUCCUAUUUGAGACCUUCCUCCUGACUGAAUGUGUGAGUUAGAUAGCAAUGAUAUGAAUGGGCCUAAGACGGGAAGUUCAAUUAAAACACAAGGUGGUGGUGAUGCUUUAUGAGUUUUACAGAGAUGGCAAGAAAUUUUAUAUCUGCUGUGUCCUUCAAGUUGGCUGUAUUUUCAGUGUAGAGUGGAAAUGUUCCUGCGAAAUUAUUGAUCUUGACUUUUACCAGGCCUGCAGUAAAGUAAAAGUAACAAAUAAUGUCAUGCUUGAAGUUGGUGAAAAAAUAUUUGCAGUCAUGGUUGUAAGUUGGGGGUCAAACUCAGGAGCACUGAACCCAAAUCCAAGAGCACCAUGACUUUUUCCAGCCUCACAUAAUAUUUUUAUUUGUUUAGUUUUACUGAAGAGAUUUUUAGGUUAGUUAACUAGUACUUCCUGCUAACCUGUCUUGAUGUUUUACCAGGUCUAAUCUAAAAACACAUGCUUGUUUUGAGUACAUGUGCUGACAACUGCUUAAAUGCAUCAGCCCUUAUUUAUUGCAAGCUUUGCCUGUGCUUUCAUCUUUUCAAAGAUUUUGCAUGAUCCUUUGGUGUAGUUUACUUAAAAAAAAAAUGAAUAAAUUGAUGAGGUAUAACCUUCCAGGGAAAAAAAGUAUAAGGAUCCCAUUUAAAAAGUGCAAAAUAUAAACCAAACCUAGAAUAGGCAGCAACAGUUUACUCACGUAUAGAAAACUAGUACAGUUUAUUUCCUUAAGAGUGCAUUCAACUCUGGCUACAGUUAUGUAUGUGCAUUAUAAUGUUAAAUCUUAAUGAAUUCCUUCCUAAAUUGGAAAUACCAAGGAAAAUUGUCUCAGUUUAUGAAAUUACACUUAGCAGGUUUAUUUGUUCUCUCUCAACUUGAAACCCACAAGUUUUUAUUAAGGCUAUGGUUCAUAUUUCAAAUAGCAAGAAAUCUUCAGGUGUCUCCCUUUUCUUUCCCCUCAAAAUAAAUCUACAAAGCACCUGGAUUUAGAAGAACAACAUAGAUAUAUUGCCCAUUAACUCUGAAAACUAGCAAGCACUUCCAUGAUAAAAAUAAACAGUGCGUACCAUAAUCGAUGAGGAGGCAACAUCCCACAUUGUUUAUUGAUUCAUAAGGUUAAGAUUAAAGUGGGAUUCUUGCCUGUGUUUAUCAACAGAUUUUUUUUAAGCAGUGAGUGAACCUGGAAUCCCACAAACCAAUCAAUAAAGUUUAAAAGCUUCAGUGAAUCUAACCCAUAACAGGUCCUUGUUUGGAGAACACGCUCAAGAAACACAUGUGUCUUUAAGAGGUCUUGAAAGACUUUACACCCAUGGACCAUUACCAUUUCCAAACACCCUGCAGCAUUACCAGCCCAACAUAUGCUGACUGUAUAUCACCGUGACCCUCUCACUAAAGCUCUUUUGACUGGAGUGCUUUUAAUACCCACUUUCUCAGCUGAGCUCAGGAGUGAUUUGUUUUACAUGCCACAUUAAUCCUUUCCACAUUUUCUGGAUGAGGCAACCACAAUUCCACUUGUGAGGUGUUUCUAAAACACAGUUAUAGGAAUAAAGCAGCAGGGUCCCAGACUUGACAACGUCCCUCUAGGCAGCUGACAAAGUGGGCUAUCGUGCCUCGGUUUAACUCUUCAAAUGAGCAUUUGUGCCCAGCCACUAGGGUGGGCCAGUUUUCUAGGCCAGUAGGAGGCCCCAUUUAUUGAAGGCAAUUUACUCUCAAUUAAAACGCUGUAGGAAUCUUUGUAGACGUGAUGCCUGAUUGUUACUAAUGCAUAUUAGUAAAAUUAAAAUUAAGAAUAAAUGGAAAAGAGCCGUAGAACUGAAAAUAUAUAAAACACACCUCAGUAAAACCAAAGAAAGUUUAUACAUCACACCAUAAUUAUAGGAAAAGAGAUUUAAAAAAAUAAGUAAAUGGGCAAUUAGUGUUCAAAGCACAGCCUUUUAUUAUGUGGUAAUUUUAUAGUUUUAACUUUAAAGGCAAGUUCCCCACCCCCCAAAUGUAUUCCAAGACCAAUGAACUUCUGUUGCAUACAUCCAUGAACUUUUCUACAUUUUUAAUGUUCAUCGAAUAUAAGUAACGUAGGUUUUCAAAAUUUCAAGUUGUCAACAAGGCUAACUGAUUGGACCAACCAAUUGUUAAAAAAAAUUGUUUUUACAUGUCAGCACUUGGCUGAUUUUAUUAACUUGUUAGUAUUAUGCUCCCAAUUUUAUGUGCUAAAAUCUAACUGUACAAGCAACUUGAGGCCUAAAAUUGUGCCUUUAUCCAAUCCUAAUUUAUUGUUCUUCCCUCAUAAAUUUUAUUUGUAGCUUCAAUGGUCUGAAAAAGCAAUAAAUCAGAGUGAGGUGAGUUUUACAUAGUUUAGAUUGAGUUCCUUAUUUUCACUUGAAAUUAAUCCAGUCCGUUCCUUCUGGUCUCAUUGUCAUGUCGCUCAUAGUGUGCCUCCAAGCAGCAGAUGACUGGCGUCAAAGGCAUCCCUUCUAAGUUGGUGGAUAUCAGUUACACAUGCAUAGAUGAUAAAUCAUUUACAUAAAUCAUCAGAUUGGGGCACUCUCCAUAAAACAGAGUUCUGUGAAUAAAAAAAAAAUACUCUCCUACUUUUUUCUAAUCUCAAAUUGUUUUCCUUAGAUGAUCAGGAAUGUGCUUCUAAGUUUUCGUAAGAAGCAUUCUAGAGGAAGGUUUUACUGAAAUUUCAUUGCCACUGUUGAAAUCUUGGUUGCCACAAUGUGGCUGGCAUAAUAUAGGAGCUCAUUAAAUAUUUGAAAAAUGGAUGAUGGAUUCAAACACACCUCUUCACAUUCUAAACAGCAACCCGGUUAUUAACAAUAACAAUCUUAUCCAACAUUUACUUUAACACUAGAAUGCCUACCAAAAAAAGUUAGAUAUUCCCCAUUGACUUUUAAAACAAAAUAUGAUCAAGUAGAAGAAAAAGACACUGAUUAUAAUCUCACUGUCUUUUUCUCUCUACACAUACUCACACAGACAUGCACAUAUACCACACUUACCACAGACUCUAUUUAAAAAAAAGUAAUGUAUAUUCAGAUGUAAAAAGCAGAAUUAAUACUUAACAGAGUAUUAAUGCUCUGUAUUAAGUACUCUGCUGCAGACAGUUAAGUACUCUACAUUUAGAAUAUGUGUAUUUCUUUAAAUUUUAAAAUAAUAUAUAUUUUUAGAACUUUGAAAAGUUGAGUUUAAAUUAAUUGACCAACAAUUGAAAAAGAACUGUGAAUUUCCUCUAUCUGUGUUUUAAAAUUGAUUGUUAAAAAUGACAUUUAGCUUUUGGGCCUCUUGUCUCAAUGUCUAGAAUAAAAUCAAACUGAGAGACUUUCAAAGGAAAAAAAUGCCUGAGUAAAAAAUGAACUUGCUUACACUUUAUUGCACAGGCUCUGCUUCCAGUAUUUUUAAAGGAAACCUUCUAGAUUGCGUUCUUUCUCUAAAUUUAUGUUUAACAGGAUCUAGAAAUCCUUGGCCAGCUUAGAAACAUAAAAACAUUGUUUUUUACUCUGCUUGGACAUUUGCUCAUUUGAAUUUGGGUUCAUAUUUAGUUAUAUCCACUGGAAUUGCCCAUUCCUCUUUUGCCAUUGGGCAUUUUUUCAAUCUUAACAAAACCAAGUCCAUAUUAUAGGCCUGCUGGCCAACAUUCCAGGUAAAUGAAUGGUUUUAAAGAAAAAUGGUGCUAUUUUUCAAAAGCCUGACAUUUAAAAAAUACAAGUCCAGAAUUGAAGCCUUCAAUAAUUUUUCCAUGCCUAUAUGCUACAAGAAGCAAAUGGUUACACAAAUGAAUACAUCUGGGAUUAUUUUCAAGCUGUUAUUCCCCACCAGGGAAAAUAUUUAGAAAUAAGUCUCAGUCUUUGUGCUGGAACUACAAAGAGGCCAGCCAUCUUGAUGCUUUUCCAGAUCGUUUAAUGAUUUUCCUCAUAUUGUGUGGUGGCUUUACUGCCCUGUUUCGUAUGCCUUCCCAUUCACUGUUGGUAACCAUUUAUGUUGGGUGUGUUCCAAUUUCCAAAUCUGUUUUGUGGCAUUUAUAGCUUGCAGCUAAUAAGGCCAUUCAGUAUUUUUUAUAUGAAAUAUUAAAAAAUAUACUUUACCAUGGAAAGCUAGAGGAAAUGAUUCAAAAUUAAAAAACAGCCCUAUAGUAUGGAGUAGCCAUGCCUUUAAACUGCUCAGUGAGCAUGGGUGUGGUUGAGAGGUGGCAUUCUGCUUCUAGAGUCCAGGAGAUGCAGUGUUAGGUGUGUGUGUUGUGUAUAUGUAUUAUAUACGUAUGUGUGUGUCUGCAUAUGUAUGUGUAGUUCAGUAAAUGUGUGUACAUAAGAUAUGUGCAGAAGGAAGAGUAUCUGUUUAUCUUACCCUGCAACCUCUGACUUUAUAACUUAGAGCCUACAACAGAUAUCUACAUGUAUGUGUUUAUCUAUCUGUCUACCUAUCUUUCCACCUAUUUGUUUAUUUCUUGGUGUUAUUUCCAUUAUCAGCUUGAAUUUUAGAGGUUUUUUAUUUUUUUGAGUUUUGCCCUCCUGUGACUUUACGUAAAAUGAAAAUUAUUUAGAGUUUCUAAGAUGCAUAAAUACUAUAUGUGUAGGAAACUAAAAUCUACAUACUUAACUCCAAAUUGAAUGGUAAGGAAUUAUUAUUAUUAAAAUAGUCUUUUGGUCAAUAUAUGUUUAAGAAAAUCAUGUUACUCAUGCUUUUAUUGCCUCUUUCAAUCCAAUCUAAAUGAGAUAUUUAACAUAGACUUCCUUACUUGUAUAUAUUAGAUUCAGUUCAUAAGUUACUUUGAGUUCCUAUACCAUGCCAAAUUUUAUACUUAAUUUUUUCUUCAACUCACAAAGUAAAAGUGAUUAAAGGUUUUAAUUAUGACCAAAGUCUGAAAGAAGAUAAAAUCUUCUGAAAACGUAAUUAACUCUUUUAAUAUUAUCUCUGUGAAUUUCAGCUUCAAUGUCAUUAUAUCAUAUGGGAAUAAGUUUUCCAUAAGACAAUACAAGCUCUCAAUGUUUAAGAGUGCACAAAUAAUGCAUAAGGUGGAAGUGGGUUGCUUAGUGAUGAUGUGGCUCAUCUAUUUCUAUAGUUCUACAAAAGAAAAAAAUUCUCAACUGUAACCACAGAGAUGAGGAUGAAAAAUCUUGUCCUUAAGAACUAUUUUUAGGUUAUUGAAUGAGGGAAAACCGCCACUUACAGGAUAUGGGCCCUGAUGAAAGUGUUUGUAUUUCUUAGGCCUACAGAGAGAUAAGCUAAUUUCUGUAAAAAUCAUGUGGAGUGUUCCUACCCUUUAAUAUCACCUGUAUGAGUGGUGUCAUUUGUGCAAAAAGGCAAUAUUUGAACUCUUGGGUAUUUAUAUUUUUACAAGAAUGACAUUGAAUUAAUAUAUUUACAUAUAGAUUAAGUUUCAUUUGCCUUUUGCGAAGAAGACAGUAUAUUUAAUUUCACCAAGACAUGCUUCAUAUUAACAAUUCAUGUAGACAUCUAAAAACUUAGGUAGUUUUGAAUUAUCAAUAAUAUAUUCUUAUUUUGUAAUUUUAAGAGUACUAAGUGAUUGUUUGAAAGCAUUUAUCAAUAGGAGAGCAGAAAUUUAGAGAACUUCCUUAAUCUUACCCUUAAAAUAUAUCCAAGUUUAUAUCAAUAUUUUUAUAUGCAGCAUAUAUGUGUUAACAGAUUCAUGUUAUUUCUGAUUUUUUACAUGUGUACACCAAUAGGCUAUACACUAAUAGUUCGUAUUAUUGUUAUGUAAAUGGUAUUAUUAAUUUACAAAAACUGAUGGAAUUUUAGGUCCUGUCCUACAACCUCUUCGUUUUGCUUAAUAAUUCAUGGAUCACUUUCUCUGCCAGUACACAGAGAUAUGCACCAAUAUUUUUAAUAUUGCACUGUACUCUCUUAAAUUAUAAAUCAUAAUUCAUUUAACUAAUUCAUUACUGAUAAAAUAUUUAGAUUGUUUCCAGAUUUUAACUGUUAGGGACAGUUCUUCAAUAGGCAUCCCCUCAUAAACAGUUAAGCGUAAUUGGGCUUAUAUAUAAUAUAAUACUGUGUGCAUGUAUAUGUAUACACACACACACAUACAGAAAGAGAUUGUAUGUAUGUAAUUAAACUUAUGAUGGUUCCAAAAAAUUCUCAUAAUUUACAUUGCCAAAAAAUUGUCCAGAGGAUGCACGUUUUAACCCUUCUAUACGAACAUGAAUAUUAGCACGAUUUCUUUCUUCUUUCUUUUCCCUAAAAAAAAUAAUAAAAAUAGUAUGUGCUAAUGUACAAAUCUCUUAGCCAUACGGGACUAUAUAUAAUAUUAAAAAGCAAUUUUUACUGUCUUCUUCACUGGUCUUUACGUACUCUCUCCUCCUGGUCACACACCAAUCUCACUCCCCUAUCUAUUGCUAUAGUCUCUCCGUAUUUCUAAAAAAUCUCAGUGUGGGCAUGUGUUCUUAACAUAAAUACUACUUGUUGGUCACAAGUAGGAUCUUACUUUAUAUUUGACUCUACAAUACCCUUUUCUGCACCUGCAAAUAUAUCAUGCGUGUCUAUUUUUUUAAUGACUUCAUAUUAUGUAGUUUGUAUGCUAAUUUAUUCUUCCCCUUUUGAAAAUAUUUAUGCU
Messenger RNA from Acinonyx jubatus (cheetah), 12243 nucleotides. RefSeq names its product CDP-L-ribitol pyrophosphorylase A (gene CRPPA). NCBI's taxonomy places the organism in Eukaryota, Metazoa, Chordata, Mammalia, Carnivora, Felidae. Gene Ontology annotation, biological process: protein O-linked glycosylation via mannose; isoprenoid biosynthetic process. The record is from RefSeq and is a predicted model, not a curated record. Gene Ontology annotation, molecular function: D-ribitol-5-phosphate cytidylyltransferase activity. Bases 239 to 1582 code for a protein of 447 amino acids. Gene Ontology annotation, cellular component: cytosol. The transcript has 13 exons.